GUCAUGGACGCUGAAGCGCUGGACUAAUCACAUGCGUGCGCGCUGACGAAGUGAUUAUACUACGGCCGAGAGGCUUUCAUUCGUCGCUGAGGUCCAUUGGGUGCGCGUGCGCCUACGCAAAUACCUGUAUAUUCGGCUUCAUCUUUCUAAACAUCAGGGAUGGCCGAGGCACAUCAGGCUGUAGCGUUCCAGUUCACCAUAACUGCAGAAGGUAUCGACCUGCAGCUUUCUCACGAGGCCCUGAGACAGGUUUAUCUCUCCGGACUUCGCUCUUGGAAAAAGCGCACAGUGCGUUUAAAGAAUAAUGUGAUCACGGGUGUGUAUCCUGCAAGCUUGUCCUCAUGGCUCUUUGUGGUCAUAGCGAUCCUGGCCACAAUGUACACACGCUCGGACCCGUCCAUGGGCCUCAUCGCUAAGAUCCAGGAGCACCUGCCAGUCAGCGGUUCUCUGAGCCCUCAGGGUCGGACGGUGGUCUCCGCCUUGGUGUUCAGCACACUACUGUGGCUCUCCCUCAUCUUCACCAUGAAGCUGUGCCUGAAGCAGCUGCUCUCGUACCACCGCUGGAUGUUCGAGCAGCACGGCAACGUUUCAACCACCACCAAGAUCUGGGUGAUGCUGGUGAGGAUCUUCUCCGGUCGUCAGCCGCUGCUGUACAGCUAUCAAGGUUCUCUGCCUAACCUACCAGUACCUGCUGUCAAAGACACCAUCCAAAGGUACAUGGAGUCAGUGCGUCCCCUGAUGACAGACUCGGAGUUCAAGAGAAUGGCGACUCUAGCGAGAGAUUUUGAGCUCAGUCUCGGAAAUCGCCUCCAGUGGUACCUCAAGCUCAAGGCCUUGUGGGCCUCCAACUACGUGAGCGACUGGUGGGAGGAGUACAUCUACCUCAGAGGUCGCGGCCCCAUCAUGGUGAACAGCAACUACUAUGGCAUGGACUUUAUGUUUGUGACCCCAACACCGAUCCAGGCUGCCAGAGCAGGGAACACGCUGCACGCUCUCCUCCUGUACCGUAGGAAGCUAAACAAAGAGGAACUCAAACCUAGCCGUAUACCUGGCACUUUCAUUCCUCUAUGUGCAGCUCAGUGUGAGAGGCUUUUCAACACCACACGAACCCCAGGAGUGGAAACGGGUAACAUGCACACGGUGGUGCACUGGAACGACAGCGAGCACGUGGCCGUGUACCACAGGGGGCGCUAUUUCCGUCUGUGGCUCUAUCAGGCGGGCAGGAUGCUGAGGCCACGUGAGAUUGAACAGCAGAUCCAAUGUAUCCUGGAUGAUAAGUCUGCCCCAGCGCCAGGCGAGGAGAAACUGGCAGCAUUAACUGCAGGGGACAGAAUUCCAUGGGCUGAAGCCAGGAAGAAGUUUUUCAGCUCUGGCGUCAACAAGAGGUCCCUGGACUGCAUUGAGAAAGCCGCGUUCUUCGUCACUCUGGAAGACGAGGAGCAAGGCAUGAUGGGAGACGACCCCGACGCGAGUAUGGACCGUUACGCCAAGUCUCUCCUUCAUGGGAAAUGUUACGACAGGUGGUUCGAUAAGUCCUUCACCGUGGUGGUGUAUAAAAACGGGAAGAACGGCCUGAACGCAGAGCACUCCUGGGCAGACGCUCCCAUCGUCUCCCACAUGUGGGAGUAUGUCCUAACCAUGGACAGUUUUCAGUUGGGUUAUAAUCAAGAAGGACAUUGCAAAGGUGACGGUAAUCUGUCUCUGCCCCACCCGGUGCGGUUGUCCUGGAACAUCCCCACAGAGUGUCAGGAUCGUGUCCUCCAGUCUCUCUCGGUAGCGCAGGCGCUGGCCGAGGACGUCAACUUUCACGUUUUCGCCUUCCGGGAUUUUGGCAAAGGCAGCAUUAAAAAGAUCCGCAUGAGCCCAGAUGCCUUUAUUCAGUUAGCGCUGCAGCUAGCCUACUACAGGGACAGAGGGAUGUUCUGUCUGACGUACGAGGCGUCGAUGACGCGCCUGUUCCGUGAGGGCCGGACUGAAACGGUGCGCUCGUGUUCCAGUGAGAGCUGUGCCUUCGUCAAAGCGUUCCACAACGGAGAGGCGGUGGACCAGUGCAGGCGUUUGUUUCGCUCAGCGGCUGAGAAGCAUCAGAUGCUUUACCGACUGGCCAUGACAGGAGCUGGAAUAGACAGACACCUCUUCUGCCUCUACGUCGUCUCAAAAUACCUGGGCGUGGAGUCGCCCUUCCUGAAAGAGGUGUUGUCCGAACCGUGGCGUCUCUCCACCAGUCAGACUCCGUUCCAGCAGGUGGAGCUGUUUGACCUCGUGAAUCAUCCCGACUACAUCACCUGCGGUGGAGGAUUCGGACCUGUUGCCGACGAUGGAUACGGCGUGUCCUACAGCAUCAUUGGGGAGAAGAUCAUCAGCUUCCACGUCUCCAGCAAGCGUUCGUGUGCUCAAACCGACUGCCACAGGUUCGGCAUGCAGAUCAGGACGGCGCUGUUGGAUCUUUUGAAGCUGAUGACGGACGAUAAGAAAGAAGAGCCACAAAGCGAGCAGAACCACACCACAAAGAAAGACCAGUAGAGGGCAGUAGAGGACAGAGGGAUUCAUUCAAUACAGAAGAAUUAGUGUGUGUGUGUGUGUGUUUUCCCCUAUUGAUUGUGCGUGCGUGUGUGUGUGUGUGUGUGUGUGUGGUAGAAUGGUGCAAAGGGACCAGAGGCAGGAUAAAAUUACAGAUGCAUUAUCAUGUGAAGAGAUGAUGAUGAUGAUGAUGAGCCGGUUCCGUCUUAAAUGCCUUAAGUGUUCAGCAGGUAGGGAUUUAACAGCUACAUCUAGGGUCAAUUUCAGUUAGCUCCUGCAUCCCAAUUCCACUCAGUAUCUUUUUUUUUUUUUUCCCCCUCCCUUUUAUUUAUUUUUUUUUCAUUAUUAUUUUUAUUUCUUAAGCAAAAACAACCUAUUUGAAGCAGCGUCACACAAAAAAAAAACAAUAGAUAAAUAAAUAAAAAGGGCAUUGUAGCUUAGAGAGACGGUAGCUAUCGGAUUAAAUAAAUACUAGCUUUGUGCGAGGGGACGAAACCCCUAGCAUACAGAUAUGCAUCACGUUGUACUGCUACCUUUUUUUAUGCUUCUUUUCAUUAUUCAUUUCAUCUUUACAUUUAUUUGUUUUUAAAAAAAAGUGUCAUCUGCCUCAUUUCUUUCUUUCUUUUUUAAUGCUUUCAAAAACAUGUUGCUCAAAUGUGCAGUUAUGUAAGAGUUAUAUGUCCGUGAGGUCCAGCUAAUAUUAAAGCAGCCCAACACCUACACGGUUACACUUAAAGCAGCGCCAGUGCAGUAUUGCCACAGAGGGCACGUGACCGAGACGAGGAAGAAUUCAGAAUAUAUACAUAAAAGGAACUUUGUUUUGUUUUGUUUUUCAGGUCAUGAACAAUUCCAACCUCACUUACACACUGGAAUGUACAAUUCUACAUGUAUUUAAAUCUUGAAACGGAUUUUAUACUUCGGGUUCAACGUUAACGCGGUGCAAUCGCGAAUGAACUGGUGUUUAGGAUACAGUCGUUUUUUAGAUGUCGGACCUCGCGUUCGGAUUCGAUGACGUCGCUCCGAACCGUUUUUACUUGAAUGGUGGUGUUUUUAUUUUGUUGUUGUUGGUGGUGGGUUUUGUUGUGUUUUGUUUUCUCCCCCCAGCACACACUUACAUAACGUUUUCCUUGCUGAUGAUGACAGGGCCACAUGAUUCAGUGUGAAGUUCAGAACAAAAAAUCGUGCAGCUGUUGGAGUCUUUUUAUAGACAGAUGCAUGACAUAAUGCUUAGUAACGCAUGAGUGAUGGCUAAUAAUCGUGAAAGAUCACGCCUGAAGGGAACGCAGUCGUGCAGUCCGAACCGUUCGGAUGUCUCAGUGACGGUGUGAUUUUUUUUAUUAUUAUUAUUUUAUUAUUAUUAAUUAUUAUUUUUCCUCUUCCUCAACGGCUUGAACGAAGAUUUCUAGGAAGGAUCAAAGCUCAGAUUGAGGGUCAUGAAUCUGCACCACUUUUGAUUGCCAGUGAGACUUUAUAAUAGUGGGGAUUUAUUAUUAUUAUUAUUACUACUACUACUAUAACUACACUAACUAUUUUGUUUCACUCAACACUUUUACCAUUUUUCAUCUUAUGACAUUUAAUAACCACUGACUUCUUGUUGCUGUUCUUGUUGUUGUGUGUUGAUUAUUCGAUGAUGUCCAAGUUAACACCUGAAACAAUAUGGUUAUUCGUAAUGUAUCUAGCUCUCUCCCAGACACUCUCUAAAUUAGAAUGAGCUCCCCUAAACACCCCACCCCUACACCCCCAAGCACUUAUUGCCCCUUCUCUCGGGUCGGUAGAUUGCGUCCCGUCUUUAUUUCGUCUCUUCUCGCUUUCGUCUUUUCUGCAGUAGGGUGCAAGUCUUUCUUGCUUUCUUUGGCCUGACUAUAGCAAGUGUCUGUAUUUUAUACGUCCUCAUUGGGGGGAAAAAAAGUGAAAGACAUGAAAUCUUUUUUUUUAAUAAAAAGAGAUUGAAGCACA
Tachysurus fulvidraco (yellow catfish) is the source of this 4476-nucleotide messenger RNA. RefSeq names its product carnitine O-palmitoyltransferase 1, liver isoform. Gene Ontology annotation, cellular component: mitochondrion. Lineage: Eukaryota; Metazoa; Chordata; Actinopteri; Siluriformes; Bagridae. Gene Ontology annotation, biological process: fatty acid metabolic process; carnitine metabolic process. The transcript is spliced from 19 exons. The coding region runs from base 160 to 2523 and encodes 787 amino acids. Gene Ontology annotation, molecular function: carnitine O-palmitoyltransferase activity. The record is from RefSeq and is a predicted model, not a curated record.